Messenger RNA from Prunus avium (sweet cherry), 678 nucleotides. The record is from RefSeq and is a predicted model, not a curated record. Lineage: Eukaryota; Viridiplantae; Streptophyta; Magnoliopsida; Rosales; Rosaceae.
CUGACCGUGGACAGUAUAUAGCGGUUAAAGAGCCUUGGGGAGCAGAGCCUGUGGGUUGGGGUGGAAUAGUUAAUCAAGAUGUUUGAUUUGUUUGCUCGGAUGACCGAGAUUGAAAACAAGACAGGUAAGGAGGUUCAGAUAAAAGAGGUCGAGAGAGGUGAUAAAUCGGGGGGAAAGCUAGUUGUUAGGAUACCAGAUGAGAGUCGCAAAUUGAUAAGAGCGAAGAAAUUCCUAGAUCAUAGUUCUUAUGAUGGUGUUCCCAGAUCCGUUCAUGUCAUCGCAACUGCUAAUGGUACGACGACCACGAUGGUCCUUACAGCACAGUAUUUCAAUACCAACGGACGAGUCACCUUUGAAGUAGAAAAAGAAACAGGAAAACUGGUGGCGAAGGCAGAAACGAUCCCCCAAAAAAGCAACUUCAUGAGGCUUUUCUCAGACUCUUCACGGGUACAGUGAUGAGGUAAAUGAUCGGUAUCAUCUCUCUCUAAUAUAUAUUUCAGUGCAUAGAUGUUCAAGCCAAUUCCCCAUGGAUAUGUGGAUCUGUGUUCACCUCUUUAAGGUUGGAUAUGUAGCCUUACAAAAUAGGACGCGGAUCCUCUGCUUGGUUUUUUCUAGCUUGGAUCUGCUUGACUUUCUUCAGAGCAUGCAUGGCACAUCAUUUAAACAUCAUCCGAAAGC